AUGAAUUGAACAAAUAAAUAAGUUACAAAGGAGAGUCUUUCAGCAAGAGUGGUUGAUAGACAACAAGUACAUAGAACAAUAUCUAAAGAAGAGAUGUUGCAUUUGUUUGCCUUUGGUGAUGAUGAAAGCCUAAAUACAUCAAAUAAUAAAGUCGAUCAACUCGAUGGCAAUGCUGCUACACAAUUCAAUCCUCUUCUUCAUGCAACUGUUUCUUCCGACAAGUUCAUGGAAGCAUUACUCAGUAAACAUCACCCCAAAUGGAUUGCGAAUUAUCACGAACAUGAAAGUCUCCUCCAAGAAAACGAAGAUGAAAAACUAUCAAAAGAAGAACAAGACAUGGCAUGGGAAGUAUACAGAAGAACCCUAGAAUGGGAAGAAGUGCAAAGAAACCCGGUUGAAGGGCCCACACCCGUUUUCAAACCAACCAACAACGAGGUUGAACCCGAACCCAAACCCGAACCGAAACCGGAACCUAGAACCAAGAAGCCACCUCGGUGCACCCGGGUGUGUUCAAGGGACCGGUUUGUGCUAAGAAAAUGUACAAACUUAGCCCAUAUGUUAACCUUAAGGAGCCAAGGUGUGAAACAAGGGUGCACCACUAUUUGUGGUGAAUGUGGGCAUGAAAUUAGUUGGAAUGGUGUUAAAUAGUGGGUGAAAAAGAGUAGGCAUAUUUUUGAGUAAUUAUCAAAGAAAAGCUCCAAUUUUUAUGAUUAUACAGUGGACAUGAAGUUGAUUGGAGUUUUAAAGAUGGUGUAAAAGUUUUCUUGGUAUAUGUUGUUAUGGGAUUUUAGCCCCAUUUUGUGGUGACUCUGACUUUAGUUAUCGGUUUAUAGAAUGUGGAAGGGUUGGUCUUAUAGUUGCAUUAUUUUUGGAGAGUUUGGUAUAAAAG
Lactuca saligna is the source of this 889-nucleotide messenger RNA. NCBI's taxonomy places the organism in Eukaryota, Viridiplantae, Streptophyta, Magnoliopsida, Asterales, Asteraceae. The record is from the annotation of a GenBank genome assembly.